Fusarium venenatum is the source of this 1059-nucleotide messenger RNA. RefSeq lists its product as uncharacterized. The record is from RefSeq and is a predicted model, not a curated record. Gene Ontology annotation, molecular function: 3'(2'),5'-bisphosphate nucleotidase activity. Gene Ontology annotation, biological process: sulfate assimilation; phosphatidylinositol phosphate biosynthetic process. Lineage: Eukaryota; Fungi; Ascomycota; Sordariomycetes; Hypocreales; Nectriaceae.
AUGGCUUCUUACACUCGUGAACGUCAAAUCGCAGAGCUCGCCGUCUUGCGGGCCUCAAUUCUUACUAAGAGGGUGCAGUCAACCGUCAGCGGAAUCUCAAAAGCCGACGACUCGCCAGUAACUGCUGCUGAUUUUGCCGCUCAGGCGGUUCUUAUCAGUGCUCUUCGCAAGGCCUUUCCUGGUGAUGCCUUUGUUGGAGAAGAGGACUCCAGCGCUCUAAGAGAAGAUGACGCCUUGAAGCAGCGUGUAUGGGAACUGGCUUCCAGCGCCCAUCUGGAGAACCCAGACGAUGAAGCAUUGCUUGCCAGCCCCGAGAACGUUGAAGAGCUUCUUGAGGUGAUUGACCUCGGAGGUCGUGGCCAGGGUGGCAAAAAGGGGCGCUUCUGGGUUAUGGAUCCCAUCGACGGAACCGCUACGUUCCUCAAGGGUGAACAGUAUGCUGUGUCCCUGGCGUUGGUAGAGGAUGGCCAAGAAGUUGUCGGUGUUCUGGGUUGUGCGAACCUGAAACCAGUAGAUGGAAGAAUUUCAGAGUCGACUAUUGAUAAGGACGGUUUGGGUCUCAUGCUCACCGCGGUUCGCGGACAGGGUGCAACGAUCCGCAAGAUGGAAUUCAACGGUCUCCAGCCCGCUCAGCCUCUUGACAGCAUCGCCAAAGCUUCCAGCAUCGCUGAUUCCCAGAUCAUCAACUACUCCAGCGGCUCUACCUCUCGCCACGACCUCAUUACCAAGCUUGCCGACUCCUUCGGUGCCAAGUUUCCUAACAUUGAGCUGUACUCCUCUCAUAUCCGUUACGCAGCACUUCUGGUUGGCGGUGGCGAUUUUCAGCUUCGUGUACCUUCGUCUGGCAGUGUACGCAUGUAUAUCUGGGACCAUGCCGGCGCCCAGCUUAUCUUGACUGAGGCUGGUGGUAAAGUGACAGAUCUUGAUGGCAAGGAAAUGGACUUUGGAGCCGGAAGAGACUUGAACCAAAACAACGGCCUGCUCGCAGCUAGAGAAGGGAUCCAUAGUGCGGUUCUGGAGGGUAUGGGCAAGCUUCUGGCUGAAGACGCUUCGCGUUGA